GUAUCACCAGACAGAUUCCUCGUCCUUUCUUGCCGUAAAUUUCACCAUGAUCUUACGUUUCAUCGCGACAGCGUCACAGACACCUCGUCUGUGGUGGUGUCUGUGGUGACAGCAUCGUCAUCAACAAUCGGUAUCAUACCGUGUCAACUACCGUCUCAACAUGUAGAUUGUGAUGUAGAUGUCGCGAAAAGAUGCUUCAGAAAAAUAAGGAGAUUGAAACGAUACGAUAGAUCGAGAAGGUAAAAGAGUGUGAGUGAUACUGCAUGGUGGGACAGCGAGGAUGGCUCAUGGGAUGGCGAGGUGGAAAGAAGAGGAGAGAGCAUGAAAGAAAGAAAACGUUAAAAGUAGAUGAAGACGGUUAGAAUAAUGGCGGAGAAGAAGAUAGUGUAUUGUGAUAUUUUUUUUUUACAACAGCUCGAAAUUAAACUACUUGCAAAUUGUGCAAGAGUGGCAAAAAGUAUGUUCCAACGAUUAUCUCUUCUCCAUUUUUGAUUCAACGACUAUCUUUGCGGACUUUACCACCGUCCCUGUGCUCGAUUCUCUUAGGUCGCCAUAUUACUGUGUUGUGCUGUGUAGUAUCGUUUUGUGUCGUGGACAUUAUCACUCUCGUACCAAGAUCAAGACAAAUAUUUGAAAUAGUUCGACGUAUCGCUGUAUUUUACGAGAAGUGAGAAUAAAAUCAACGGACAUGAUUUAUACACGUAAAUUUGUCUCUGUUAACCUAUAGCGAAUGAGUGAAUCGAAGCGUCGAUUCGAUUGACAUGAGGUGCAUUUGUGGAAAGCAGUCGGCUGUCUAUUCCGAAAUGUAAGAGCAAGAGGAGAAAAAAUCGGUGCUAAAGUGAUCGUACCAAUGUGCAUAUCGUUCAUUUGUAAUUAUGUAUAUUCGCUAUACGCAUACGUCUAUUUACGAGUCGUGUAUUCGCUUGAGAGUACGUCGAUAUGAGCGAUAAUUGUGACAAAACGUUAAUCACGAAGAAGAUUAUGUCUUGGAAAACGAAGUUUGUCUGCCGUCAACGCAUUCUUUAUGGCAAGAGGUACAUAGGCUGGAGUAUCUUUUUUCGACUCGUCGGCGCAUAGCUGGUGCGGAUGAACUUUUUAAGAGAGAAGAAAAAUAUUAAAGGGCUCUAUAUAUAUACGUUUGUAUAUAUAUACUCCCAAUUAAUUUAUCCCUGUAUCAGGGAAAACGAGGGUGUAACGAGACAGUGGCGCAGCGAGCACUCGAUGCGCGACAUUUCCUACUUGAGGAAACGGCACAAUGGCUGAGGACCGAAAUAAUUCCCAACGGUUGGUUAGGCAGGCGCACACGAAUUUCUUUCAGAUAGAACACGGUUCACCACCACCGCCGCCGCCGCCAACAUCAGCACUUUCAACAGGGUCAGGCGGUGUCGGGGCAACAGUGGCUGGUGCGAUAGGGGCAACAGCAAACGUUCAACAAUACAGUAAUUCGCCACCGCGAGGUCCGCGAACGUUGCUGCUACGCCGCGGUGAAAAUGGUUUUGGUUUUACUCUUCGCCAUUUCAUCGUUUACCCGCCAGAGUCCUGCUGUAUGCUGCCAGGACACGAACGAACGAGGAUAGACGAGCCGAUGGAUACGAUAUUCGUGAAACAGGUACGGGGAAAUUCGCCAGCAGCCGAAGCAGGCUUACGUACAGGGGACAGGGUCGUUUCCGUCGAUGGGAAACCAACACGCGGUGAACAAUACGCAAAGGUGGUUCAACGUAUCCAGCAGGCUGGACCGUGGUUACGACUUCUCGUAGUGUCCAAAGAGGACGAUAUUCUGCAAAGAUAUUUCGGCGAAACUGCUCAUAAUCCUGAAACCAAUCAACGACCGCGUCUUCGUUCCCCGGAAAGGGGUGGGCACAGGCAACGUAGAUCGGUCAGCAUGAUACCCGGUUUGUCGCCAAGAACGAGACAAUCCUGGGUUUGUUCCCUGCGAUGUUCAAUGCCGACACCGUUCUGUCACGACCAAGACUCACCUCGGCAACUGAUCGACGAUAGCGUUCCCGUAGGAGUCAUCGAUAAACAUCAACAACAGUUGCAACGAAAUAUCGGCAAAUCGAACAAUUUUGUUGGAACUCUGUCUAGAAUACACGAAAAUGUUACGAGCGCCGGCACGUUACUCCCUGGUGAAAGACAAACGAUGGAUACAAAGAAUGGUACUUCUUCUUCUUCUUCUUUGCCUUCGUCUCCUGGGCCGGAGAAGAAGGUAAAUGACAAAUUUCCAAUACUGCCGCAAGGGCUUCAAAUUGUGUCGAAGCGAGCGAAGCAGUUCGAGUCCGGACGAUUGUUAAGCGACGACGACGAACCAACUGGCGAUCGCAUCAGCCUCUACAAGAGCGAGCUGUCGAGAUUGUCGACCAAGCAUAGCGUACCAAACGUUGCCGUUAGAAGAAGAGAAUUCGAAUCGAAAGCCGAAGCUCAAGAACCAAGAAGAGUAUUACCUGUGCCAAUCAGGGAAACGAAAUCCUUGGAUAAUGGUAGCGGAUUAAAAGGAAACAGAAUAAUACCUGUAGGCAGCAAACACAUCCACUGUGAACCACCAAUCAACUAUAACACGCUAGAAGAGACAUCAAGUCCGCGAAUCGCAGACGGAGAAAAAGUACGGCCGAGGAUUCGUAGCAACAGCGCCGAAUCGUGGGAAUCGACGGGUGCGAGUAAUUUGUUAAGUACCGUUAGACAUCACUGGUUUCAGCGACAAGACGAUACCGAGCGAAAGCGAGAUACGAAUGGAAACGACAGUAGUGUUUACGGUGAUCCAACCAACAUUCGUGAUGGGAACGAGAAAGUCGUCGAGAAGGGAAUUAGAAGGCAGCAGCAGCAGGAUGGUUACGCGCAGAUGAUUAAAACUGAAUCUGGUGUACUGCUACCGGAUAACGACAUACAUAAUAACGAGGUUGUAUUCAGGCGGCAAAAGAAUACGCAAAUUGACGAAGAUCGUGCCACAAGAAGAGUGUCCUACUUGAAAGCAACUUGGGGCGAGCGGAUCCAUGUCGACAGUGAUUUAGAACUAAGCGAUUCCGAGCCUAUCACCCAUAGUUGUAGAAGCAUUCAUAAGAGAUGGCGGCUACCGCUACUUCCAAACGAUAUAGCAUCGCUGCGUCGCAUCUUCGAGGAAGUGACUCAAUCGACAAGUUUAAACAAAAAUAUUAAUCGCGGCAGUACCAUCUGUCCCGGUCGAGAAGCAGCUAUUGACAUUGUAAAAGAUGUCGGACAAGUGGAACGGGAGGGACCUCUACAUGUCAAAUUUACUGUACUUGAUGGCAAGCGAUCUUCCGAUCGUUCGUGGAAACAACUAUGGGGCGUCCUUCGUGGACCGAUUCUCUUCUUUUACAAGGAUCGUCAAAAUCAGAGUCCUUCGUUAUCCUACGAUGGUGAAAACGUAGCUCAAAGCGUAGAUGUGAGAUGCUCGCUCGUAGAUAUCGCGGAAGAUUAUACGAAACGCAAACAUGUACUACGGUUGGCGAAUCCAAACGCAGAGGUUCUACUACAGACUGAAGACGCAGCGUCCAUGGCACUUUGGUUACGAGCCCUGCACGAGCAUGCUGCUGCAGAAAAACCGUCCGAAAUUACCCAUAAUAGUACUUUGAAGCAGCAAGCCGUUCCGCAGACUCCAGGUCCAACUAGCAGUUCUUCGACAUCUCAAACGACCACCAGUACUAGUCCAAUGACAAUGUCGAGUGGUAGUGGUAGCGCUGGUCAACGAUUAAGUCCUCUCCCAGGACAUAAAGGCAUCAAAAAAUUAACCUCGUUCAGGAACAGAUCUCCGACUGGACAAUCUCCGAUAAACAAAACUCGGAAACCGAGUCAAACGAUCGACAGUUUGGUUUCUCCAAAGACCAAGACAUGGAAAGGUAGAGUCGCGAAACAAUUGCGAAGAAUGCACGGUCAAACAGGAUCUCCUUCCUCGCCAACAACGCAACUGCCGCCAGAAGGUGCUACGUUCAAAGUACCGCUCGAACUCUGUCCACCGUCAUCUUUCUCGGAAUAUGUGCCACUGAUCGUUGAAAUGUGCACGAGCAUCGUUGAAGCGAGAGGUCUCGAAGUUAUCGGCAUCUACAGAGUGCCCGGUAACACUGCUGCUAUUUCCCAGUUAACAGACAGCGUGAACAAAGGAUUUGAAAAUAUCAAUUUGCAGGAUCCCAGAUGGAGCGACGUAAAUGUAAUAUCUUCUCUGCUCAAGUCGUUCUUCCGACAACUACCGGACUCGUUGCUCACCUCGGAGUUGUACCCAAUGUUUAUCGAUGCGGAUAAAGUCGAAGAUCCCCAAAGAAGAAUGACAACGAUAAGAAAGUUACUGAGAGAUCUUCCGGAACAUCACUUCGAAACUCUCAAGUAUUUGAUGUUUCAUUUAAAACGAAUAGUCGAACACAGCGAGAUCAAUAAGAUGGAGGCGAAGAAUUUGGCCAUUGUGUUUGGCCCUACGUUGGUUAGAGCGAGUGGUUCCAGAGACAAUAUGGUUACUAUGGUUACUGACAUGUCCCACCAAUGUCGGAUUGUCGAAAGCUUGUUGAACAACGUGGACUGGUUCUUUUCGGACGAUGAUUUGGACGAUUUAAGCAGAUUGAGCGUGAAUCUUAGUCUUCCAGCUGACACUAGCGAGAUCGAGACUACAACCUCUAAUAAUCAUAAUCUUUUGUUGAAUAACAUUCAGAAAGUCGAAGGAGUACGCGAAAUGGCAUCUGCCAAGGACAUCGUGUCGUCCAUCAUAUCUGCCGCUAAUCGAAAAAUACAAAGAAGGAGGAAAUGUCAGGAUGAGACGGAUAACGAAAGUCACGAAGUCGAUAAGCUGAGGAUGAAGCAAGAGGCAGAGAAUCUUCAAAAUCGGCGAAGUAUGGCAUUGAACGAGAGGCAAUGUUCGGUCAGUGAAAUCGUUUUAAUGCACGAAAGUCAGAAUCAGUUGAAUCGUUCGGCCGAUCGUUCGGAACGGUCACCGAUGCUCGACGAGACUGCCAGCACAGAUAUCGUCGGUGGUUCCGACGGUAUAACCGACUGCACCAUCAAUUCUCACGAUUGCGUGUUAAAGUGCAGCCACGGUGACGUUCCCUCGGACAAAUCAAACAAAUAUUUAAACCGUAUGAUAGAGUCGGCUCCAUCGAUUCAGUCGAGUCAUCGCUCGGCCGUCUCGUCGGCUUCCGAGUCCUCCCGACUCUCUAGCGAGACUGGCCUGAGCUGCUUCGACGCAAGUUCGACGCUUUCGAGCGCUUCGAACGACACGAAACAAAGCAACGACGAGGUCACGAUAAGAACGUACGCUGGAUUGAGCGCGUCUACGCAAGAACGUAUACGAAGGUUCGAGCAAGAAACAAAGGCGAUGUUGCAGCGGGAUCGGAAUCGACAGAGACGAGAAGCGGAGAGGAGAGAAGAAGAGCGACGGAGAAUCGAGAUGGAAUGGCAGUUGGCUAAACGUGAAAUGGAGAACGACGAUCUACUCGACAACAUAGUAGAUACGACUGUGACACCUGCUGCUACGUACCUUUCGCCAGCAACGCGGCUUUCUAGUUUUAACGAUAGGCUCACCGAUAAAUCUUUCCUCGAUAUCGGCUCCCGAUCGACCGCUCGAAUGCCGCCUCUCUCGAUCGCUGUGCAGCAACAGCCAACACCCGUUAGACGAGUGUCGCAGCUUGCGAACGAAUCUGAGACGAUUCUGCCCUCGGAGAACGUUUCCAACACCAGUACAAAGAAACUGAAAACCGACAGUUUGGAGCAAACUUUGGAACAAUCUCCAACGCUACCGCCAAUUCGUUAUGGCAGUUUGGAUUCUUUACACGAAACGCACAACGUUUCUCAGUCGUCGCCUUCGCCAACCAAUCAGCAACGAAAACCUCUUUCGAGCGAUGUCUCGGAUGACGCUGGAUCUUGUUUCCUACAGUGGACUCAGAAGAUUCUGACUAUUAACAGAAAACUUUCUAGGCAAACGGCAAAUCCCGGUUUCUGGUGGUACAUAUCGUCUCACCUGCACGGUACCGCAAGCCCCACUGGUCCCGCCUCGAAGACACCGGGCCCAUCGCCAAUGCCAAUGUCAAUGCCAAUAUCAAUGCCGAUGUCCGUGCCAAUGCCAAUGCCAAUGCCAAUGCCAAUGUCGAUGCCGAUGCCGAUGCCGAUGCCGAUGCCGAUGCCGAUGCCGAUGCCAGGGCGAAUGCAAGUGCCAGUGUCAGUGUCAGUGUCAGUGUCAGUGUCAGUGUCAGAGUCAAAGUCAAAGUCAGAGUCAGACGCAGCCGACAUCGAUGUUGUGCAACGAUCAUCGGCACCCUCCUCCACGGGGGUGUCACCGGCCUCGGAGCCCCCCGGGUCUCGAUUCUCGGGAUCUGUCGAACCGAUCGAGCAGUCACCACCGCGAGGGGUGUCCUCGGGCUCAGGGGUCGGAUUGUCUUCCAAGACUUUAAACAGAUUCCUUCGAGGUAGUGAUCUGUUGACUAGCUUGACGACCACGUUCGAUCGUAAAUGGAAGUCCCUGGUAAACUCGUCGAAUCAAACCAUUCGUGGAUUCACUAUGGAAAAUCUGUCUCUCAGCGACGAGGAUGCCGCGAUAACGCGAGACUCGCAAAACUUGCGGAAUCAACGAGGAGGUGGCGACGUUGGUGGACGGGGAGGUGGAUUACGAGACGAGAAAGAGAAACGCAAAACAACCGGCCCGCGAUCCUGUUCUGCUGAAACUUAUCGAGAUCCAAGCCUCCAUAAGACGUCUGUCGAUAAGCAUCAAUACGUUCGUCAGAAAAAUGAUGCUCCGGAAAAGGACACGGAUUCAUCGGUGACGGAGAAUAGCGGCAUGGUCGAUCGACCGGACAAUAUCGACGUACCGGAUAACGAUCGAAGCGCUAUCGUACGAAAAAGGAUCGAGUUGAAACAGCAAGAGCAAUUGCGAUCGAGCAAGGAGAUGACGAUGACGACAACAACGACAACGACGACGACGACGACAACGACAACGACAACAACGGCGUCGUCUUCGACGGUGACGGUGACGGUGACAACGACGGCGGAGGCGACGGUGACAGCGGCAACGACGACGGCAACGUCGACGACUUCAACGACGACAACGACAACAACGACGCCGACACCGACAACAGCAGGCUACGAAGCGAGUUUAACUGCAAACGAGGCGCAAGAGUGCUGCAAGCCCGAAAAAGAAACGUCGAUGUUGGCGCAAAACGGUGGUGGCAAAGCGAUCGAUGGCGCGAAAGAUCUCCGACACGAUGUCGACUCGGCGAAUUACUCCAACAAGCUCGAAAAAUUCGAGAGCCUGACAAAUUUCGAAGUCAGAUCGCGACUGAAGAGAUCGGAAUCCUUGAACAAGAGAUCCGAGAAUACCUCGUCCAAGUUGAAGAGAUCGGAAAGUUUGAACAAACAUUCUGUGGAGAGGCUCUCGUCCCCGACCAAUGGCAAACUGAAGCGAUCCGAAAGUUUGAACAAGCAUUCGGAGAGAUCCGAUUCUCCGAAUAGCAAGUUAAAGCGAUCCGAGUCAUUGACAAAAACUGAGAAAACUGAAUGUAAUAUUAGUAAGAGGCGGCAGUCGGUUAGGAAAGACGGCGCGACGAAAUUGAAACGAAAGAAUGGUAUGCCCGAACGAUCGAUCAAACGUCGGCACACUGUAGGCGGUACCAAGGAUUUCGACAAGGUGCAUUGGUUGGAUAACAAAUUGCAGGUCGAGGCUGAGAAAGUAGUUAGAAACGAGUAUAGGCCGAAGAAAAGUCAAUUGAGAACAAGUUCUCCGGAUUUAAGUACCGCUCGCAUCGGACUCACCGACGCUAGUUUUCUUAUCGAGGUCAGUUUUCGUGGCCCGAGCAACGUCGUUUUCAACGUGACUAAUGCCCGCCCGCAGUCCUUGCCGGAUACUAGCUUGGCUUCCAAAGUGUAUAAAGUACCCCUCGAGAGUCAUGUCUAAUAAUGCAUGCGCAAUGCAUCUGCCAAACCUGUCUGUAAGGUACGUUGCAACGAAGAAGGAAAGCACGUAAGCACGUAAACGUGACUGCGAAAGAUGAAAAGAAUAUCGCAAAUAUCAAUAUUUCGCUCAUUCAGCGUAACGCGUCGUAACGUUUCGUUUCUUUUUCACUGAUUGUGAAAGCAUUUAUAUUAUAUCGCAGCCUGUCAAUUAUUAUACCGUACUUGUAAAUCGUGCGCGAAUCUGUGCAAUCUUUUUUGUACAUAUAUAAUGUAUGUAGACUAUACAGUGGAAUUAGCAACUGAUCACUCUAAACGUUGUAGUAAGUGGUGCGCGUAUUAUGUAUGUAUGCAUGUGGCUUUUAUCCUGCGUAUACCGUACGUAUAUGUAUGUUGCGUAUUCUUCAUAUCGUUACAACAGAAUAAUAAUGGUGGAACAAGCGUUAUAAUCCAUAAGUUUUCUAUUUCUUACGAGUGGAAUAACCGAGAAUACGAUACGAUUAAACGCAUCGGCUGUGUGAUGUCGGUCAAUUUCAUCGACAUUUAUCAUCUGUCUAUACUAUUUUAGACAUAUGCGUAUACGUAUACGUAUACGUAUGCAACGAUUCGCCAACCAUGUUGCUCGUCUUUCCAGAACGAGUACUAUUCGUUUCAUCGUUUAUAAACCCGUGUUAAACGAACUGGAAAUCUUUGUCCGUUUAACAGGAGCGAGCACGGGAAUGCAGGCGAACCGUAAUAUUCUGUUUGCUUGAGCAAACGUGGUUUCGUUGUUAAAAGUGUUGAUCGAUCGAUCGAUCGAUCGAUCGAUCGAUAAGGCCGUUAAAUCAUGUAGGGCAGCUUACGAGCUUGACAAUCUUAGAAUUGUAAGACUUUCUUAGACUUGUAAAUACAUGUAGACAUUACGUAUUUACGUAUGUAAACAAGUGAAAUUGUAGGAAUCGACGAUAAAGCGAUAUUUAUUUUAAAUCCGUAACAAUCGUGAUACUAUUAUUUAUUGAAUACGCGAGAUACCUGGAAUUGGAACUAGUAUGUACUAUCUAUAAAUACGUGGUAUCAAAUUUGUAAAUAAAUCUUAUAUAUUGCUAAAUUAAAAAGCUAGUUCAACAUGUUAA
Molecule: messenger RNA, 8987 nt
Organism: Frieseomelitta varia
Lineage: Eukaryota; Metazoa; Arthropoda; Insecta; Hymenoptera; Apidae
Gene: RhoGAP19D
Product: serine-rich adhesin for platelets
Exons: 23
Coding region: 1256-7879 (2207 amino acids)
Biological process (GO): signal transduction
Molecular function (GO): protein binding; phospholipid binding
Source: RefSeq, a predicted model, not a curated record